This is a messenger RNA of Botrytis sinoallii, 1701 nucleotides long. RefSeq lists its product as uncharacterized. Lineage: Eukaryota; Fungi; Ascomycota; Leotiomycetes; Helotiales; Sclerotiniaceae. Gene Ontology annotation, molecular function: protein serine/threonine kinase activity; ATP binding. The transcript has 7 exons. Gene Ontology annotation, biological process: peptidyl-serine phosphorylation; intracellular signal transduction. Bases 1 to 1701 code for a protein of 566 amino acids. The record is from RefSeq and is a predicted model, not a curated record.
AUGGGAAACAGUUCUGGAAAGCCGGUGAACUUCGAAGAUGAAGUGAGCCUCAAUCAUUUUCGACUUCUGCGAGUGGUUGGAAAGGGUGCUUUUGGAAAAGUAAGGAUAGUAGAGAGGAAGGAUACCGGAUUGACGUUUGCGCUCAAGUACAUUCGCAAGGAUGAGGUCGUUCGACAAGAAAGCGUCCGGAAUAUAAUUCGAGAACGACGAAUGUUGGAGCAUCUAAAUCACCCAUUUAUUUGUAACUUGCGAUAUAGUUUUCAAGAUAUUGAGUACAUGUAUCUAGUCGUCGAUUUAAUGAACGGAGGAGAUUUACGCUUCCAUAUUUCGAGAAAGACCUUCACCGAGGAAGCUGUUCAAUUUUGGAUUGCCGAACUUGGGAUUGCAUUAAAGUACAUACACAAGCAGGGUAUCAUACAUCGGGAUGUCAAACCUGACAAUGUUUUAUUGGAUUCCGAGGGGCAUAUUCAUUUAGCAGAUUUUAAUGUUGCAUCGGAUUACACUUCACACAGACUAUUAACGAGCAAAUCUGGCACUCUAGCGUAUCUCGCACCAGAAGUUUACAAAGGAUGUGGAUAUGGCCCUGGCGCAGAUUGGUGGUCAUUGGGAGUACUGUUCUACGAAUGUAUCUACAAUAAGAGGCCAUUCGAAGGUAGCACACAGACAACUCUCGCAGCACAGAUAACCAAAGCUUCACCGAAUUUCCCCAUCACUGCACCAGCCGUUUCUAUGCCAUGUUUACAUGCCAUUAGCUCAGCUCUCGAGGAGGAUCCAGCGAAGCGAAUGGGUUCAGCCGGAUUCGAAACUUUUACCGAUAACCCUUUCUUCAGACCCAUAGAUUUCGAGGCACUCGAGAGAAAGGAAAUCGAGCCAGUCUUCGUUCCAUCCAGUGAAAAGACAAAUUUCGACGCCACUUAUGAUCUCGAGGAAUUACUAUUGGAGGAAGCACCUCUAGAAGCUCGGGCACGUCGACAAAAGCCAAGAGAGGCUCUCAAGGAGGAUGCGACAGAGAAGGAAAUCAAGGAAGAAGAACUCCACAAGAUGAUUGAAGCUCAAUAUACGACAUUUGAUUACACCAAGGCAGCGUAUGACAGAUACAAUGAAGGUGGUGAUCCAAAUUCUCCGCCUCCGGUUACACAAAAUGUUAGCCCGUCGACUCCAGCAUCACAAACUUCUGAUGAAUUUCCAAAGGCCACUCUCACGCGCACUUUAUCUAAGAAUCGCAAGAGAGCAGCUUCGCGGUCUCAACCAUCUUCACGUUCUGAAUCACCAUCGAAUAGUGCAAAUAUUCCACCAGUUCCCAACUCGCAAAUUCCUGGCUCUCAACAACCUUCCCAAAAUACUAGCCCUGUCUUAGGACCUCCUCGUUCCGUACCUCAUUCACAUUCACCAAGUACCACCAAAACACCCUUAUCACCGUAUCAACAAUCAUAUAACCGCCCUCAUCGUCCUGGUGGAAUACGCAAGGAAUCACAAGGUGGUGGUAUGCAAGUGGUUUUAGGCGAAACUGGAAGUUGGUCAGAAUUGGCCAAGCAAGAUGCAACCCUACCCGCAGAUGCUAAAUUAGUAGAAGCGCAUGCCAAGCCAACUGGUAUGUUAGGAUUCUUAUCUAGAAAGAAGGGUAGAGGACACAGUCCCAAGCCACAGGAGAGGGGUAUCUUAGGAAAGGAAGGUGCAAGAGUUAUUAUAAGCCAAGGUUGA